CGGAAUGUGUCCGGCAGGCUCUCUCCGUCGGAAAAUGUUUUUUUUGUGUCUCAACAUGUUUGUUUCAUGAUGAAUUUUUUCUCGUGUUUGUUUGGUGCAAUUCUGCCAAUGGUUGUUAUUGAGAAUCAAUUAAUAACAUGUGCCGGCCUACUAGUGUCGCAGAAUGCUCCGUUUUUUGAACCACCGAAAUCACGGCCUAAGUUAUGUAUGAUUACGUCUGUACCGAAGCCACGCUAACUACUGCGCACAUACGUAAUUGAGGUGGAUAAGUCAAGUAAAACUUCUUGUUAGAAGUCAACGGAUAGUGGAGCAUCAUCAAUGACCUUCGACGUCGAAACUCGCGCUUCUCAUCCUCUUGCGCUUCUCAUCCUCUUGCGGGAUAACGGAGUAGGAACGAACCCCAUCAAAUGAAUGUGCAUCUGGUUCUCACUCAACAAUUUCUCUAUAAAGAUUCUAAAUGAAUCGAGAUAUUAGUUGUAGCCCAGGCUCAGGGUCGAGAGAAAGAGAAGCAUGCCCACGUGCAAAGUAUGUAAAAAAGUGGGGCAAGAACCGUUGUAUUUAUAAUUGGAACUUUUGUUCUUGGAUUCAUGAUCGACCGGGGGGGGAGGCCCCAAAAGGGGGCCAAGGGGCCCCCCCGGUCCCUUCCCGGAGCUUUGUGUCCCCUGGAGGCCUGGGAAGUAGGUGGAAGGCCUCAAGGGGGGGCCAAGGGGCUCGCUGCCUCCUUCUCGUUUGCAUGUACCCUACAGACUCGAGGGGUUAG
Amoebophrya sp. A25 is the source of this 760-nucleotide messenger RNA. NCBI's taxonomy places the organism in Eukaryota, Dinophyceae, Syndiniales, Amoebophryaceae. The record is from the annotation of a GenBank genome assembly.